Molecule: messenger RNA, 2800 nt
Organism: Zingiber officinale
Lineage: Eukaryota; Viridiplantae; Streptophyta; Magnoliopsida; Zingiberales; Zingiberaceae
Exons: 3
Coding region: 1420-2538 (372 amino acids)
Source: RefSeq, a predicted model, not a curated record
UUUAGCCACCGCCGCCAAGAGGUAGAGAGGAGGUUUGGUCUUCGUGUUCUUCUCGCCCUGCCCCUAUGAACCAGGGGCAUGGGUGCUUUUGUUUUCCGCCGCCGCCAAGCACAAGGGAAGAAAAGAGGAGGGCUCGGGUUUUGCUUCCGCCGUCAAGAGGAGAGUUGGUUUCCUCUCACGUUCCUCGUCGGCGCCGAGGCUGGCCGCCGUUCAUCUCCCCCUCCUCUUCUCUUCUUUUCCUCUCUGUUCGUCGGCAAGCCACCCCUCCUCCCUCUUCCUCUUCACGCUCUCUCGUCGCUGGCAGCGCCUCCUUUCUUUCUCCCCACUGACGUCUCUGGGGAGCGCCGUCGCCGUCUUAGGAAGUCUUCAACGACACCCAUAACGGUCUUUGCUUGAGCCGGCUAGCACCCCACAACUCCUUGCCCGGCUGCCUCCCCGCGUUGUAGCCACCUCCCCGCGCUGCAGCCGCCUCCACGCGCCGUAGCCAACGGGCUCCAUCGCCCCCAAUGGCGCCGCCUCAGCCUCUUGCAGCCACCGUCGCCGCCUCCUGCGGUCACCAUCAUCGCCUCCAGCAGCGGGCGCCACCUCCAACGGCCGGCGCCGCUCGUAUUAUGUGUUUAUGCCGACCUUCGAGUCGAGAUGGGGUUCUGGUCAUCGAGCCGUGUUGUGUUUCGCUAUUCGUACUAUUAUCAUGCUUGUGAGUUAUUUGUAUCAUCUGGCCUGCGAGCCGCUAUUAUAUCUGGCCUGCGUGCCGUGUGCCGGCCUGCGUGCCGUGUGCCGGCCUGCGAGCCGUUAUCAUAUCCGGCCUACGCGCCGUCUUUUUGGAUCCCUGUUGCAUGGCUUCCGUGUCGUCGCUCUCAGAUCCGGUUCCUCAGCUAUCCACAUUCAUCUACCCUUCAGGGCCGCGACGACUCAAUCAGCAUCGCGACCAGUUCACCGAUCCAUCCGAGGGCACCCCCGGGGUCAGGGUAUGUCCCUGUACUCAUCUUGUGUGUAUUUAGUGGCUUUACCAUUAUUUGACUACUUAUAUGUUCGUGGGACCCGUCUCGAGCAUGGAGAUAUCAGAGACCGGGGUAACUCGGUCGCUGGCUGCAAGUAGCGUUGACCGGAGGUGUUCCGAUGACUUGGUCAACAUAGAAGAUAGCUCACCCUCCGGGUCAUGAAAAUACGAUCAACAUUCAGAUAUGUCGUUCCGACAGUUCCAUCUUCUCAUAUUCUCGACAUGAACAAUUAUAAAUUACGUGAUUUAAACAUUCUAGAAGUUGAAGUAAAAUAAUAAUCUCAUACUUUAAACUAGAUAAAUAUUUUAAAAAUUAAUUUUUAAGCAUGAAUAAAUUGUGUUUUAAUAUAGCGACGGCGAGUCAUGCAGCAUGGAUUUGCCGACGAUGCUGGUCAAGACCUCGGCACAUGGAAUGAUCAAUGACCCGAUGGAGACGUGACGAGCGCCCGGCUCAGUUUCAUCGAACCUCCUCGCUCCCUCGGCCGCCUUUUCCGCCAUUGGAUCGGUCGCCGGACGGCGACGUCUCCGGCGCAUUCCUGCUGGCAUGCCAGCCACGUGAGUUUGCGGAAACAUCUUCGGCUCAAUACAUUCUGCAGCAGUACACGGCAGCUUCAGGAGGCGUCAAACUACUGAGCUCCAUCAGGAAUGCAUAUGCCAUGGGGAAGGUGAAGAUGGUAGCGUCGGAGUUUGAGACGGCCACUGGGAUCGUCAAGAGCCGGAACGCAACGAAGGACGCCGAGUCCGGUGGAUUUGUCCUCUGGCAGAUGGCGCCCGAGAUGUGGUACGUUGAAUUGGCUGUCGGCGGCAGCAAGGUCCGUGCCGGUUGCAACGGCAAGCUUGUCUGGCGUCACACUCCCUGGCUCGGUGCCCAUGCCGCCAAGGGCCCUGUUCGACCCCUUCGUCGAGCUUUGCAGGGACUUGAUCCAUUGACCACAGCGAACAUGUUUGCCGACGCACAGUGCAUCGGCGAGAGGAAUGUUAAUGGAGAGGACUGUUUCAUCCUCAAGCUCUGUGCGGAUCCACGGUCAUUGAAGGCUAGGAGUGAAGGCCCCGCGGAGAUCAUCAGGCAUGUCUUGUUUGGCUACUUCAGCCAAAAGACUGGACUUCUCACGCAUGUGGAGGACUCACAUCUGACUCGAAUUCAGUCGAGCGCCGGAGGCGAUGCUGUGUACUGGGAGACCUCAAUUAACUCCUCCAUCGAUGACUAUCGCCCGGUCGAGGGCAUGAUGAUCGCACACUCAGGGCGUUCAGUCGUCAAUCUUUUCCGGUUUGGUGAAGUGGCGAUGAGCCACAGCAAGACUAGAAUGGAGGAGGAAUGGACGAUCGAUGAAGUGGUUUUCAACGUUCCCGGCCUCUCACUUGACUGUUUCAUCCCUCCGGCCGACGUAAAACGUGGAACAGUCAGCGAAGCCUGUGAGCUGCCGCAGCAAUCGGAGAGGGGAAGAGGCAGUGUGAUGGGAAGUAAUAGGUCUAAGGUUGCAGCGCUUGAGAAGCCUCACGAUGUGGAUGAUGACAACAUCUUGUGGAGAGACGUCUGAUGCCAAACUGAAAUUGUUCAUGGACAGUUCUUUUGCUCAAACUGACUAUGACUGAAACUAUAGGAUUUCAGAAAGGAAUUUGAUGGAUUUUGGUAUCUGUGAAUGAAUUCAUCCUCUGUAGAUAUGGGCAUAAUUGUUCAUGAGUAUCAUCAGUUCCAGUAUAUUUGCCCUGCAGGAAAAUUCUGGUUUGUUAUUUUUUUUUCAUUUUAUAUACUUCAACUCUGCCAUCGCUGCUUGUGACACAAAGUGGAUGUUAACCAAA